This is a messenger RNA of Sphaeramia orbicularis (orbiculate cardinalfish), 1641 nucleotides long. It is a transcript of the gene soul5l, whose product is annotated as heme-binding protein soul5, like. NCBI's taxonomy places the organism in Eukaryota, Metazoa, Chordata, Actinopteri, Kurtiformes, Apogonidae. The record is from RefSeq and is a predicted model, not a curated record. Bases 111 to 1178 code for a protein of 355 amino acids. The transcript is spliced from 7 exons. Gene Ontology annotation, molecular function: heme binding.
UGCGUCCUGAGCUGCAGGUCUUCACUGCAGUCCGCAGUAGAUCCAGCGGCAUCAUCUCCAUCCGCAUCCUCCCUGCACCCCCACGGCAGGUGGAAAGGACACUGUGGACAAUGGCUUUCAUCACAGUCUGGGCGUUGUUGGCUCUGGUGGUUUCAGCAGAGGGAAGUGUCGGGCCGAGUACCAACGGCAGCUUUUGCACAGAGUCAAAAGAGUGUUUGGAGUACGAGCUGGUCUGUAAAACGGAUGAAUAUGAGGUGAGACACUACAGUCCGACCCGCUGGGUGUCCACAGACGCUGAGGCCUACUUCAUGGGAGUGGGAGCGGCGAUGGCCUUCAGGAGACUCUUCCAGUACAUCACCGGAUCCAACGAAGGAGGCGUCCAGAUGGAGAUGACGGCCCCUGUCCUGGUGAAGAUCCCGGAGCAGACCAGGAUGUGGGAACCAGCUGUUUACACGCUCAACUUCCCCCUGCCGGCAGCCUAUCAGGACAAACCGCCCACACCCACCAAUGACAAGCUGUAUUUCACUGAGAUGCCAGAGAUGGACGUGUACGUGAGGAGUUAUGGAGGCUGGAUGCUGUCGGUGACGUCCAGACUCCACGCUCACCUUCUGACCAAAGAACUGGAGAGAGUCAGGGCGUCAUACAACUGCAGCUACCACUACGGAGUUGGCUACGACAGUCCUCUGAAGCUGCUCAACAGACACAACGAGGUGUGGUACGUGGCCGAGGGGGAGCCGGUCUGCACGGAUCCAAAGGAGCCCACCCCCGCACACACAACCAAGCCCACUCAGACCGCCCCCCCCACAGACUCACCCUCCGACUUCCCCCCACACACACUCUCUGACUCCCCCUCCCUCACCCCUUCCAACAUCUCCUCUGAUCCGUCAUCCAACUCCUCGCAAACCCCGCCCGACGUCACCUCCGCCUCCGCCGCUCCCCCGUCUCAGGCGCCGUCCAGUGCGUCUUCACCCCACUUGACCUCCGAGGCCGCUUUGAGCCUGGCCCCCACCUCGGCCCAGAUCCUGCAGGACCAGACCACCAACUCUUCAGACCCCGUCUCCGUGAGCCCCUCGGUGGAGCCCCAGGCCGACGCCGCCCCGUGGAACAGCACAGCCCACAGCUCGGUGGAUACACCAGCCCACAGCGAGGCCGGGGUGGAGCCCGCUGACGCUCAUUAGCAGCCUGCACAUUCGCUUUAAGCCACUGUUUAGGUACAGCAACACCAAGUCCACAUCGAAAGGAAACAGUGGAGAAGUGACCGAAAGAUGAGUGAGAGUGUGUGAUAGUUGAAAAUGCUCUUGUCUUCCUCUUUACCUCUUACUUCCUGUGUGUCACUUAGUAUUCAGCUGUAUCUUCUGUCACCGCUUCGCAUCUGCAGCAAACACACGCCUUUCCACUUUAUCCUUAUCACUCUUUGGCUACACUGAACACUUACCAUGAGGAGACAACAUUUAGGGUUUUUAUCAUGCCAUGAACUUUUGACAAAACAACAUAAUCUGGAAAGUUUUAGUGUUGUGGAUAAGUUACCAGCAGUGUUGUGUAAGUUACUUCCAAACUGUAAUUCAUGACAGAUUACUUGUUACUGUUAAAAGUAAUUCCUUACCUUACAAUAUUACUGUCUCAGAAUUGUAAUGCGUUACA